Molecule: messenger RNA, 5520 nt
Organism: Hippoglossus stenolepis (Pacific halibut)
Lineage: Eukaryota; Metazoa; Chordata; Actinopteri; Pleuronectiformes; Pleuronectidae
Gene: tfr1a
Product: transferrin receptor 1a
Exons: 18
Coding region: 144-2495 (783 amino acids)
Biological process (GO): iron ion transport; intracellular iron ion homeostasis
Cellular component (GO): external side of plasma membrane
Source: RefSeq, a predicted model, not a curated record
GAGGAGGAGGAGGAGGAUGCGGAAGUGCUGAGGAGGAAAGCUAUAAAUACACGCAGCGUGUCCAAGGACACCGACACCUCGUGAAAAAGAGCAGAGAGCGGGAGAAACUUCGAGGAGCACAGCCGCGUGUCACAGUUCAUCCGAUGAGAAGAGAAGUAUCCUGUGAAGCAACAAUGGACCAGGCAAGGACUACAAUAUCCAAAUUUCUUAAUGGGGAGCCACACUCCUACACACGCUUCAACCUGACGCAGAACAUGGAAGGUGACACCAGCCAGGUGGAGAUGAAACUGUCCUCUGACAUGGAUGAGGAAGUUGGGGGAAAUGGAGUUGGAGACCAUCUCAAUCACAACUCACCCCGCAAACCCCACAUGGCUCAAAAGUUAAGACGCUCACCCAAGCACCUCUGCUUCAUGGCAGUUGCAACCCUCCUCAUCUUCAUCAUUGGGUACUUGAUUGGCUACCUGGUCCAACGUAAGAAGGACUUGACUCCCGGCUUUUCAGCCACCUCAGUCCCUUAUCUAAAGGAAGUUGCUCCUGUGCCCUACGAGACAGGUGCUGCCCCCCUCAUGAACUGGGGCGAUGUCCAAAAACUCCUGGCUCAAAAACUCAGUGCAUCCAAUUUUGAAGCAGCCUUUAGAGGUUUUACCAGUGACAGCCACCGAGCUGGUUCUCUUGGUGAUGAAGUGCUUAGGGACACGGUGAUCAAGAAGUUUACAGAAUACAGAAUGCACCCCUGGACUGAUGUGCACUUUGUUAAGGUCCAGGACCCCCCAGCUUCUGGCUCCAACAGAUUUGUUUUCAACGGGACCGAAGAGCGUCCAACUGGGUUCCUGUCCUACAGUGCCAAUGGAAUAGCAAAGGGUACUGUUGUGUAUGCACAUUACGGACAGGAAGAUGACUUAAAGAUGCUGGUGAACAAGAACCUUGACCUGAGUAGCAAAGUCCUGCUGGUCAGAGCUGGUAAAAUCAGUUACGCUGAGAAGGUAGCCAAUGCUGCCAAAAUGAAUGCAUCUGCUGUGUUAAUCUACGCAGACCCCACUGAUUACAGUAUUGGAGACAACACUCAGCUCUUUGGACAUGUCCACAUGGGUUCAGGGGAUCCCUACACCCCUGGCUUCCCCUCUUUCAACCACACCCAGUUCCCCCCUGUCAAGUCUUCAGGCCUGCCAAAAAUCUUGGCUCAGACCAUCACCCCAGCCAUGGCUACUAAAAUUCUAAGGCAGCUGGGGGGUCAGGUUGCACCGGGAGACUGGGCAUGCUACAACAAACUAGGAGAUGAGACCGAUAGCAUUACUGUGGAGGUCAACAACGUUAUUGCUGAGAAAAAGAUACAUAACGUCUUCGGCGUCAUCAAAGGCUUCGUGGAUGCAGAUCGGUAUGUGGUCAUUGGUGCACAGAGGGACGCAUGGGGUCCAGGAUUUGCUGCAUCGACCGUUGGCACCAGCGUCCUUGUUGAGCUGGCCCGUUCCAUCUCAGACAUGGUGAAAAAUGAUGGAUUCAAGCCGAGGAGGAGCAUUGUGUUCGCUAGCUUUAGUGCUGGAGAAUAUGGGAGUGUUGGUGCCACCGAGUGGUUGGAGGGUUAUAUGUCCACUCUGGGCAUGAAAGCUUUCUCCUACAUCAACCUGGAUGGUAUCGUAACAGGUCGCAGUGGAUUUAAAGUAGCGGCCAGCCCCUUGAUGCACAAACUGAUUGAGAAUAUGCUGAAACAGGUGGCAGCUCCAAACAAAGAUGGCACUCUCUUUUCUCAGUUUUCAAAAGGCGACUUGAAAAAAAAUAUCUUGGAGCCUCUACAGAUGGAUAAUGCUGCAUAUCCCUUCCUUGCCUUUUCUGGCAUUCCCUCUCUCUCGUUCAGAUUCACCUCUGGUGACAAAGACUACCCGUUCUUUGGCACAAUGCUGGACACCCAAGAAAACCUGAACAUCGCCACCGUCAACCAAGUCCCUCAGCUGGCUGUAGUAGCGGCCCAGUUCGCAGGUCAAAUUGCUCUGAGGCUGGUCCACGAUCAUCUGUUGGAGAUGGACCUGAAUGAGUACAGCGACAGUAUACGUCUUCACGUGUCUCAGAUCCAAUUGAAAGUCAAGAACAUUAUGAGGAUGAAGCCCCAGCUGUUGCCCAAGUCCCUGACCGUACAGUGGUUGAUGUCAGCCGCCGGCUCCUUUACCCGUGCCAUGCAGAAACUGGGAAACGACAUCAAGAACACUGACCUGGAUAACAUUGAGAAGUGCCGCAUCCUCAAUGACCGCAUAAUGGCGGUGGAAAGGAACUUCCUGUCACCCUACGUGUCUCCCACAGACAGACCUUUCCGCCACAUCCUCCUGGGCUCCGGUGCGCACACUCUCACAGCUCUGUCCAACCACCUCAACAUCCUCAGGACCGACAGCCAUGGGGCAGAUGCUGACUUGUUUUGUACACAGUUUGCGCUGGCGACCUGGACCAUUCAGGGCUGUGCCAUCUCACUAGCAGGGGACAUCUGGGCCUUGGAAAAAGAGAUCUAAAAAAAAAUUCUUCCCCCCUCCUCCCUUGUUUAUGGUUUGGCCCUCUUCACAACUAGCAGUGUGAAAACCAGUACGAUGUUACAAAUCAGUUACACAGCCUUUUUAAAUGAGUAUUCUUAGGAAUUGAUAAAAGUGGAGCAGUUUCUAAAUGGAUACCAUUUUAGUAUCACCGUGGUAACGUUAUUUUCAACAUUUCAGUGAUAAUCCGCUUCGUCUCAUUUAAUUUUCCAUAAAGCCAAACGAAAUUUAUAUAUCAGCCUUCUGCCCUAACAUUACAGUUCAGUGGGUCAAUUUUUUUUUUUUCCCCACUGCGGAGAGAUUUUUAUUUUAACAUGUGGUACUUAAAUACCACAAUCUUCAAUACAUUGGUGCUAAUAACUGCUUCCUUUUAAAUUCCCAAAUUAUGUGGCAGUACUACUUACAUUGGUGCAUGUAGAUGUAGUGACGGGGACGCAUUUUCAGCACAGUAUCGGGUCAUAAUCACAUGAAUGACUGUGAUAUCCAGCUUUUGAGGUUCUUAAAACAUAAAAGUUCAAUACAGUAAGCUAAGGAGUUUACAUUUCUUUACCAUAAUAAUAUUUCCUAAGUGCUGGUCUUUCCACUGCUGUGGCCUCUCGUUCGAACCUGAGCUGUUUUGUGUUGGUAGCUAUUAUUUCAUACUGUGCUGAAAUCUGCUACUCGGCUCAUCGUAAGAGGUCAAAACGCUGCACAGAACACAUCCAGAAGAUUUGGGACAAUCGGCUUCAGUUGCUGCCAGUUUUCAACAAUCGAGCUGCAUUAAUCCUCUAAGUCCUCAUUCAUACGUUCCACCUCCUGAUAUGAGAGCAAAUCUGCCUUUUUUUUAAAUAUAAAAAAAAAAGCAAGGGAGAAGGUCUCCAACCACAUGGCACUGAAACAAAAAACGUAUGUCUAUUUAUUGUGUUAUUUAUUUAUCAGUGGCAGGGAUCACUAUAAAUAUAUCUAUUUUUUUUAAUUGCCUUUUAUAAAAAAAAAAACGAAUUAUCGGGAGCAGUGUCUUCCAUAAUUAUGACAGUAAUACUGUCGAAAUGACAAAAGCAGCAUCUGCUAACAGAAGUGUUCAUGUUGACUGACGGCCGGUACUGCACACAACAACAUUCUGACACCUUUGAGAGAAGAGUCAGAUUUUCAAACAUAACUGACACCGGUUUGGUCACAAAUCACACAUGACAAGUAUUACCUCUGGACGACCGGUCAGUGCUGCGUCUGUGGUACAUGUACACUUCUCGUCCUGACACCGUUAUCGGGAGCAGUGCCUUCCAUAAUUAUGACAGUUGUACUGUUGAAAUGACAAAAGCAGCAUCUGCUAACAGAAGUGUUACAGACAGACCACACUGCACACAAACACAAUCUGACUCUUCUCAGCAAAACUGUUCAGUUUGCAGAGACUUAAUGACUCUGGGUUGGUCAAACACAGCUGAUUUACCGUCAGUGCUGGAUCUUUGGUACAUGUACCCUUCUCGUGCUGUCAACCUUAUCGGGAGCAGUGUCUUCCAUAAUUAUGACGGUAAUACUGUCGAAAUGACAAAAGCAGCAUCUGCUAACAGAAGUGUUCAUGUUGACUGACGGCCGUUACUGCAAACGACAACUUUCUGACUCCUGUUUGUAGAGAAGAGUCCGAUUUUUCGAACAUAACCUGGCAUGACCUGUCAGUGCUGUGUCUGUUGCACAUGUACACUUCUCGUCCUGACACCGUUAUCGGGAGCAGUGCCUUCCAUAAUUAUGACAGUUAUACUGUUGAAAUGACGAAAGCAGCAUCUGCUAACAGAAGUGUUACAGACAGACCACACAAACACAAUCUGACUCUUCUCAGCAAAACUGUUCAGUUUGCAGAGACUUAAUGACUCUGGGUUGGUCAAACAACUGUUGAUCUCCCGUCAGUGCUGGAUCUUUGGUACAUGUACACUUCUCGUCCUGACAACCUUAUCGGAGGCAGUGCCCUCCAUAUUUCACUGUAGGGGUGGAUGUUUUUUAUUAUCGGGAACAGUGUUUCCCAUAAUGUUUGUAUAUAUUGCUACACAAUGCACAUGUGGUCUGCAUCUUUUGAUCUUAUUUUUGCUGUAAUGUUAUUUCCUCUCAGACUGCAGGGUUCAGCUUCUGCUCAAAGUAAUUGUGAUGACUUUUCAUCAACAGCAGCGCUUAUUAAAAUACUUCCCAUCUGUAAGUCAAGCAAACUGCACGUCUUUAAUCAGUUCUUGGUUUCUUUGCUUUUUGACAUUUUUAAUCACCUGUAUUUUGUGAACGGAUGUGAUGUGGAAGGUCUUCAGCUUUAAUUGACACAAACCUGUGUGGGGCCGCUGUGCUCAGUCGUGUGGUUCAAUACUACCAAGAAAACAUGACCACUCUGCAGAUAUGAGAGUUGCUCUUAAUGAUUGUGUCAUUGUGAAAGUUUUUUUCUUUUCUUUAACUGUAUUUGUUUGUUCAGAUUUCCUUGUGCCUUUUUUUUUUUUUUUUUUUUUUUAAUUUUUGGUGGCUUCAUUAUUCAACAGUUUCUGCACACAAAGUACUUCAAUGAGUUUUGACUUGUUUAGUUUUGACAUUUUUGCAUUUUCUUAUUUUCCUGUUGACUAGAAUCAAACGUUACUGGUGUUAAUGCCUGUUAUGAUGCAACACAUUUAGAUUAAAUACAAAGUUACAUGAUGGAUGAAAAUGUUGGGGAAGGGAAAUCAAUGUAAAUGUUACACUGAAUGUUAUAGUUGAUAUGGUUCUUUCUUUAGCUUAUCUGCUAAAUCUGGUCAGCAUUAUUCAGUAAGUGUGUGAUUGCGGAAAUCUUCUGUCACGCCGCUAUAGAAAAACAGUUUUGGUUCAGAUCUGCGGGGCAUUUCUUAUGUUGGCAAAAAAAUUACAAACAAAAUGAGAAGCCUUUGUUCUGCAAAAUUUGUCUUUAUUUGGAGAGCGUUCUAAUUCUGAAAACCUGGAUAAGAAUGUGUUUGAAAAUUUGUUAAAUUUGCAUUGUUUUCCUAUCACUGUAUACAAUUCUGCUUCAAUAAACAGUGUCAUAACUGUC